AUGCAGAAGACAAAGGAAGUAUGGCUGGAGUAUAAAGGAGAAGAAAAACAGAAGGUUGACAUGAUUGUGAUACUGGGAGGUCUUGCUGGGCGUUUUGACCAGAUUAUGGCAUCUGUGAAUACCCUGUUUCAAGCGCGACACAUCACUCCUUUGCCAAUUAUAAUGAUCCAAGAGGAAUCUCUCAUCUAUCUGCUCCAACCAGGAAAGCACAAAUUGUACGUAGACACUGGCAUGGAAGGUGAUUGGUGUGGCCUUAUUCCUGUUGGACAGCCUUGCAAUCAGGUUACGACAACAGGCCUGAAGUGGAACCUCACAAAUGAUGUGCUUGGUUUUGGAACACUAGUCAGCACUUCCAACACCUACGAUGGGUCUGGUGUUGUGACAGUGGAAACUGAUCGUCCGCUCCUCUGGACCAUGGCCAUCAAACAGUGACCCACUGACAGGCGUCCACAGGUAGUUCUGUAUGCUAUUGGUGAAGAGAAGAAUGAUGGAAAAGAUAAAUGGUUGCUCAUGAAGCCCUACUGAUACGACUUCCAAACUCAAAAGUAAGCACCUGAGCUUCAGUUGGGUGACAUUCCUCAUCAUUACAACCUUGAUGGAAAAAGUUGUGCAGAGGAAACUUAAACAUAAAAAUUUAAUUGUUGUGGACAUAACUCAGACUGAAAAAAAUAUUGUUUCCUAGACCACAAGUUUAUUUACAUUAUCAGAAAAUGAGUCUGUCUGUGGGGAUAAAUGAACAUCGUAUACUAUGAAGCCUACGUCUGAAGACUGUGUUCUCGUCCUGGUCUGCCAUCUGCCUGAGUUCCCUGGAUCCCUUUUCUUAGCUGUCAGAUGGAAGGAGUUGGACUGAUUGUAUCCGAGGUUCCUUCCACACUCAAAUUCUAACACUGACACUUAGUGGUUGUAAGGCAGAUAUACACACAGUUACUGACAGCCAGGUUAAACAACCUGAAGUGCUCAAAUGUAUUCAUGUUUCUUUUGUAACAUGUUUCUCUUCUAUCAUCCUCCUACUCUUGUAUAUCUCAUUUAUUAAGUCAAAUAUUGCCAUACAAACCGUGAUUUAAAGGAACCUGCCCAACUUGUUUUAUGUAUACAGCACCCUGUGCUGCUGUAGGAAAGUGAACAGCGACUGUUCUUCUUGGUGCUACAACAGUGUGGGGCUCAGACUGUAAGUAGAGCAUGAAAAGGGGACCAGCUGAACUAACAUGCAAUUAUGAACAGUUAAUCAUUAGGAAUAAUUAUUUUAUGCAAAUAUAUGUAAAAUUGCAAUCUGGGUAUCAAAUAAAAAUAUUUAGUUAUCAACGUG
Molecule: messenger RNA, 1306 nt
Organism: Galeopterus variegatus (Sunda flying lemur)
Lineage: Eukaryota; Metazoa; Chordata; Mammalia; Dermoptera; Cynocephalidae
Gene: TPK1
Product: thiamin pyrophosphokinase 1
Exons: 5
Coding region: 1-432 (143 amino acids)
Biological process (GO): thiamine diphosphate biosynthetic process; thiamine metabolic process
Molecular function (GO): thiamine binding; thiamine diphosphokinase activity; ATP binding
Source: RefSeq, a predicted model, not a curated record